Molecule: messenger RNA, 738 nt
Organism: Scylla paramamosain (green mud crab)
Lineage: Eukaryota; Metazoa; Arthropoda; Malacostraca; Decapoda; Portunidae
Product: protein draper-like
Exons: 4
Coding region: 288-656 (122 amino acids)
Molecular function (GO): scavenger receptor activity
Source: RefSeq, a predicted model, not a curated record
CCGUGCCCAGACGGGUUUUGGGGCAUAGAGUGUCGGUACCAGUGUGACUGUGAUGUUGGCGCGACCUGUGACCCCGCCACGGGAGUGUGCUCGUGUCCGCCUGGCAAACGCGGCCAUCACUGUUCCAACACUUGCCCGGAGGACCGAUGGGGAAGCGACUGUCAACACGUGUGUUUGUGUCAUAAUGGUGGAACGUGUGACCGCGUGUCAGGGGCGUGUGUGUGUACCCCGGGCUACACCGGUGCCACGUGUCAAUAGAGGUGUCCUACGGGAACCUUUGGAAGUGGAUGUCAACAUACCUGUUUGUGUCAGCACGGUGCCAACUGUCAGCACGACACCGGGGCGUGUGUGUGUGUCCCCCAGGGUACACCGGCACACACUGCCAGCGAGAAUGCGGGCCGGAUAGUUACGGUGCAGGGUGUGUCUUCAAGUGCGAGUGUCGGCACGGAGGUGAAUGUGAUCCUGAGAGUGGGGUGUGCAAGUGUGCCCCAGGAUGGCGGGGACCACAGUGCCAGAAAUCCUGUCCUAAAGGGAAGUGGGGAGCUGGAUGUGAACGCGUAUGCGACUGUGAGCAAGAAGCAAGUUGCCAUGCGAUCACAGGCCAGUGCCAGUGUCCUCCAGGCUUCAUUGGUGACAGGUGUCAGUUCAGUAAGUAGUUAUACAUACCUACAGUACUCAGCAGACUAAAGGCACUGUCACAUGAUUAGUGAACGAGUGUGGUGGCCAAGCACGCUUCUC